GGCGAGGGGAGGACGUCAUGUUGUCGUGCCGUCUGUCUUCCAGUUUGGAUCCCAACACGGUCUCGGUACGCAGGGAAUCAUCUAAGGACUCUUUCCUGACUUCCGGUACACGUGUUCUCAAACACGUGAACCAGAUUGAGGUCGUCAAGACAUACAAGAGUGAAUGGAAUCUUUUUAUUAAGUCAGUCACAGACUCAUUUGCAGCUAAUUACACGUGCAAGGCGGACCAUCAAGUGCUACUGUCAGACGUGCAGCUUUUGAUCCUGUUUGCUCCGAAAAUUGACUAUAGCGGUAUUAGCUCACCGGAAGAAAUCGUCGAUGAGGGUGGCACAGUGGAACUUACGUGCGCAUUUACUGGCGAACCUUUACCAAAACUUACGUGGUUUAGGGGUGACGUCAAACAACUUACCGGCAUCACGGGGAGUAAACUUGUUAUGCGCGACGUCAAGCGUUACGCUACAGACUUCUACACUUGUCGUGGUGAGAAUUCCGUCAGUUUCGAGGAUUAUACGAUCAAUCUUAUCGUUAAAUUUCAUGUAGAAAUUGACGUCAUGGAAAAGACCAUUUACGUCAAGAGGGGAGGUAUGUUUACGCUCUCGUGUAUUGCUCAGGGGGCACCGUUAUACGAUGCGUACUGGAUUGAUGUGCAUGAGCUAAAAGUAAAAUCGUCGAUGUGGAAAUACGACUUUUACUCGGAGCCGGCAGGCGCACAUGUACCGGCUAAGUUCGUCACCUUGGUUACACGCACGGGUACCCUGACCGUUUUCGACUUCGGAACAUACACGUGCGAGGCGAAGGGGGAGGGGACUGUUGCCAGGGCAACCGUUGAAGUCAUUGAGCAUAAGGAUUCUAAAGAGCAUGUACCACAUACAUCAAACGGAUUUAAUUAA
Molecule: messenger RNA, 890 nt
Organism: Mya arenaria
Lineage: Eukaryota; Metazoa; Mollusca; Bivalvia; Myida; Myidae
Product: protein CEPU-1-like
Exons: 1
Coding region: 18-890 (290 amino acids)
Biological process (GO): cell-cell adhesion
Cellular component (GO): cell-cell junction
Molecular function (GO): cell adhesion molecule binding
Source: RefSeq, a predicted model, not a curated record